Miscanthus lutarioriparius is the source of this 828-nucleotide messenger RNA. Lineage: Eukaryota; Viridiplantae; Streptophyta; Magnoliopsida; Poales; Poaceae. The record is from the annotation of a GenBank genome assembly.
AUGGCUCUGCCGUCCGCCGGCUCGUUCGCGGCAUGCAGCCUCCAGCCAAGCAGUGCUAGCAUUCGGGCGUGGCAUGCCCCGAGGCCGCCGCCACACCUGAAGCCGGGUGCUGCGGCGGUAUCGUUUGCGAGGACGCGGCAGCAGCGCCGGGCGAACGCGACCAAGGGUGGCGUGUCCACCGUGUGCGAGCCGCUGGGCCCCGACCGGCCGGUCUGGUUCCCCGGCAAAUCCGCUCCGCCGUGGCUCGAUGGCAGCCUUCCAGGAGACUUUGGAUUUGACCCUCUCGGACUAGGCUCGGAUCCGGAGUCGCUGCGGUGGUUCGCGCAGGCGGAGCUGAUGCACGGGCGGUGGGCGAUGCUGGCGGCGGCGGGCAUCCUGAUCCCGGACCUGCUGGCGCGGUGGGGCUUCAUCGACGCCGGCUACUCGUGGUUCGACGCCGGGUCCCGCGAGUACUUCGCGGACCCCUGGACGCUCUUCAUCUCGCAGAUGGCGCUGAUGGGGUGGGCGGAGAGCCGGCGAUGGGCGGACUACCUCAGGCCCGGCUGCGUCGACAUCGAGCCGCGCUUCCCCAACCGCAAGAACCCCGUCCCGGACGUCGGGUACCCCGGCGGGCUGUGGUUCGACUGGGCCAACUGGGGCCGCGGCUCCCCGGAGCCCGUCAUGGUGCUGCGCACCAAGGAGAUCAAGAACGGCCGCCUCGCCAUGCUCGCCUUCGUCGGCUUCUGGUUCCAGGCCGUGUACACCGGCCAGGGCCCCAUCGACAACCUCCUAGCGCACCUCGCCGACCCCGGCCACUGCAACAUCUUCUCCGCGUUCACGUCCCACUGA